Prunus armeniaca (apricot) is the source of this 1524-nucleotide messenger RNA. The record is from the annotation of a GenBank genome assembly. NCBI's taxonomy places the organism in Eukaryota, Viridiplantae, Streptophyta, Magnoliopsida, Rosales, Rosaceae.
AUGGGUACUUGUUUUAGCAAAAAGAAGAGGAGCUCCUCUCCUCUUCCUCUUCCUCCUCCUGCUGCUACUGGUUAUGGCUAUGUAGUGGGUGAAGAUCCAAAUGAUAACAAGAACAAGCCCAAAUCGGUUUCGGUAGUACCAGAGCCAGGUCGGGUUGAAAUGAAGGCGAAGAAGCCGGAACGAAAACAAGAACAAAUUGAAGAAGAAGAAGAAGAUCAAGAAACCCAAGUCCAAGUGAAGAAGGAGGUAUUCAUCAUCAAACACCGCAAGAGCCACGACGGUAGAGGGGACAGAGAUUGCGGAAAAAGCUCACUUCCCCAAAAUCAAAUCCAACAACAACCAUCAGUAUCAGAUGGGGGGGCUGAUGUUGCUGCUGCCUCUGCUUCUGCUUCUCCUCCUACACCUCAGAUUGCUAAUAGUUCCACCAAGACUGGUACUUGCGAUGAAUUAGCGGAUGACGUUGACAAGGUUGUGAAGCGGGUGAGGACACAGAGCUGCAACAAAGAAGAACUGGACGCCAUUCUUCUACAGUGUGGAAGGCUCAGCCGCAGCAACUCUUCUGGGCACAAUCGAAGGUAUUCUGGUUCGAAGAGGAGCUAUGACUUUGAUGCUGUAGAUGGUCAUGUCAUUGUCAAUGAAAUUUGUCAUGAGGAUGCUGAUGCUGAUGGGAUGUCUGCAGCGGACAAAAUCCAUCGCCACCGCCAGUCCUCGAGGUCAAGGCCUUCUUCUCCUUCUUCUCAAGGGAGGAGGAGGAGGAGAACUCCAAGCAGAGAAAGAAACCAGCAGCAGCAGCAGAGAUCCAGCAGCAGAGAGAGACGAACUAGUCGAUCCCCGAGCAAGCGCUCAUCUUCCCAACAAAACCCCUCUGCUUCUUCUUCUUCUAAUGCUAAUGCCAAUGCCAAUGGGAAUAACAGGCCAGGAAAGAUGGUUUCGGUCCCUGCCGCCGCCAUUUCUUCUCUGGCGACGAUGGAGAAGACAACCCACAUUAACAAUGGAGAAUCUGCAGCUACCAUCAAGCGGGUUUCGGUGAAGAGAAAUGUUGGAUCUCCCCGUGCUCAGUCUCCUGCUAGAGCAAAUGCUAGAGGGGCUCCCAAUGAGGGUCAGCAGCAGCAACAACAACCUUCACUUAGCCGUAGCUCCUCAAGAAAAGCAGAGCAAUCGCCCUACAGAAGGAACCCAUUGGCUGAGAUCGAUCCUAACUCCCUUGCCUAUCCACAAGCGCAUACCAACAACAGAACCAAAAGGGAAAUCCAGACUGAAGAGGACAUUCCUGUCAAGGAACCCACCAAUCUAAUGAAUCCGGUGCCAAUGCAAAAACCGAAUCUCGAAAUUAACAAUAACAGAACUGUUCCCCAUGGUGUUAACUACAUAACCAGCGGCACAAGUACAAUGGACAACAACAAGGCUAUGAGUGCAAACUGCUCAUCAAAGGAAAGGCAGCAGAAUGUUCCAGCGGAAGAGGCUAAGGGACAGCCACAAGUGAAACCCCAAACAUUAACAAGAAGCAGAACACCCCUAAUGUAG